AUGUCGUUGAAAGCAGCCAUCAUGGCGUUGGGCCUGGCCACGGCUACAGUGUUUACUCAAGACAGCUCGCCCACGGAGCCAUGUGCUCGACUUAGUGCCAUAGCGACCGACAAGAAUACCACAUUCUUCCCAGCCGAUCUAACGCUUGCAUGCUUACGCUCAGUACCGCUUGCGAAGGCUGGCAAUCUACUUCAACUAUCUGGCCUGCGAGUCUUCCUUGAAUUCCAAAGCGAUCUCGAGUACCUCAAAGAUCCCGUCGUCGGUCGCAUAUAUCCUGGGGUCGAUCUGCUAGCCGGCGUGGAUAAACUUACAUCCUUGCUUGAAGAUGAUUCUUAUGAUAAUGAGUUCGACUUCCAGAUGGAUGUCUUCAAGCUCUUCUCAUCGGCAUAUGAUGGUCAUCUGGCGUACGUGCCCGACAUUCUGGACGUCUUUGUGUUCAGCAGGGUGCAGAGCGAGGAGUUGAGGGAUGAGGUUGCAGAUUAUUUCUCAUUGAUAUCGGUCACGACCGAUAACAACGAUCUUCCUGACGUCUAUGCAUACAGCGACGUAGCUGCUCUGGUCAAUCUCGACCAGUUCGAUUACACUCCUUCACCUCUUACACAGAUCAAUGGCGAAGACGUCCUGAGCUGGCUGAACAGCUAUGCGUCCCAGAAUGGCCGAUCUCAAGACCCUGAUGCAAACUACAAUGCAUUGUUUUUGAACGUCCCAACCCUAGCAUAUCAGGGUGUCGAGACAAGCCACUUUGCUGUGUCUAGGUUCUUCCAAGGCAACAAAACUAACCUCGCCUUCGCCAACAACACCAAUCGGGACGUGAUGACUAGAGCACAGUUUCUGGCUAACAAGACACUGGAGGGACUGACUGAUGGUGCAAGUUUCUUUGAUAGAUUUUGCACUCAGAACCUUACGGAGACGGUUUUGACUCAGACAGCCACACUAGUCAACGAAACACAGGAAGUACCCUCUGACCCGUCAUCGCCAGCCGACAAUUCACCACCUCAUCCAGCCUAUCCAAACCUUGUUAUCAACUCCUCCGAUAAUAGUGUUGCGGGCUACUUCUCUGAGACAUACGAUUACCUUGCGAUUCUCGCUAUAUCGAGUUUCUCGACAACUUCUGAGACGGAGUUUGAGGAUGUUGUACGUGACUUCUUGGAGAUGGCCAGUAACGACGAUCGAACAAGCCUUGUUAUUGAUCUUCGUGGUAACGGUGGUGGUUCCAUCUUUCUGGCUUACGACCUGUUCCGCCAACUGUUUCCACGAGAGGCCCCGUAUGGUGCAGGCAAUUACCGCGCAAACGAGUUGCACGAUUUUACUGGACGGCUUGCAAGCGACAAUAUAGCCCAGCUCCGUGCUGCUUACCCAGAUCUGGCCAAAUCUGGUGCUGACGGUGUGGUCCUGAACAGUUUCAACUAUCGCGAGCCUUUGACUGUAGAGAAUGAGGCAUUCACCUCCUGGCAAGACUUUUUCGGUCCACAUGAAAAUUACGGAGGAAACUUUACAUCUCUCAAUCGCUUCAAUCUAACGGACAUAUCUGCAACAACAAUACCUAUAUCCGGCUACGCAGAGAACGGAUCAGCCACCUCACAAUCCCAACCUUUCAUGGGCGAAAGCAUAGUCCUCUUACACGACGGUACAUGCGCAUCGACCUGCGCCAUAUUCAGCGAAUUCAUGUCCUCUCAGAUGGGUAUCUGGUCCGUGGUAGCAGGAGGAAGACCACAAGCCGGACCCAUGCAGGGCGUCGGCGGCGUCAAGGGCAGCCAAGUCCAAGGCAUGUUCGUCUUAUACAGUAUCAUCACGACCAUCAUCUCCACCGCUCCACUCACAGACCAACUCGGCUUCAUCGCCAAAUUCGGCAACAACGUUAUCGAAUCAACCACACAAGCACUUUCCCGCGCUGCUGCUGGAAGCUCGCUGUUCGUCCAAGCCAGUUUGAAUUUCCGAAAUAACAUCCGCGAAGGAGAUGAAUCAGAAACACCGUUGCAACAUAUUUACGAAGCAGCGGAUUGUAGGUUCUUCUAUACGGCUGGGAUGUAUGUCGAUCAAUCUGCUGUUUGGGACAAAGCGUACGAUGCUACUUGGGGGAGUAUGGAAUGUGUUGGUGGGUCCACCGAGCAUCCAUCUUCUGUCACUGGAGGUAGAAACAUCACUGCUGGGCCACCAGAUGUAGCGAGGAACUUCUUUGGAGGUAAUGGGACUAUGUAUAUGGGUGAGAUAUUCAACUCCACCACAUCCCAAGGAAAUAACACUAGUUCUGGAGGGGACGGAGAUGGCGGUGAUGGAAACAACGAGGAUUCCAAAGAUAAGAAUGGAAGCAUUAUGCUUUCUACACCUUGGCUACUGACUUUAGCGGUGACUCUGCUCACCAGCUUGCUUGUCCUCUGA
Molecule: messenger RNA, 2379 nt
Organism: Aureobasidium pullulans EXF-150
Lineage: Eukaryota; Fungi; Ascomycota; Dothideomycetes; Dothideales; Saccotheciaceae
Exons: 2
Coding region: 1-2379 (792 amino acids)
Biological process (GO): proteolysis
Molecular function (GO): serine-type peptidase activity
Source: RefSeq, a predicted model, not a curated record